UGGCCUCCCCGGCCCCCUCCCUGGCUCCGGCCCCAGACCUGGACCCGGAUCCGGACCCUGAGCCGGACCAGCAGCACACCCACGAGGAGCAGUAUGUGAGCGAGGGCGACUGCAGCCAGCUCGACACAUCCACGGUGCCACCCGACUGCAGGGACGCCGAGACCAUCACAGAUGUGUGCAACAGCACUGACCUGCCAGAGUUUGAGAUCAUCAGUCUUCUAGAGGAGCAGUUGCCAGUGUACCGGUUGCGGGCUGACACCGUCUACGGCUACGACCACGAUGACUGGCUGCACACUCCCCUCGUCGCACCGGACACCAGGUUUGACCUGACCACCGAGCAGAUCGAAGAGACACUCAAAUACUUCUUGCUAUGUGCAGACAGAGUGGGCCAGAUGACGAAGACCUACAAUGACAUCGAUGCUGUCACACGUCUGUUGGAGGAGAAAGAGAGAGAUUUGGAGUUGGCUGCAAGAAUCGGCCAAUCGCUUCUUAAAAAGAACAGAAUUUUGACUGAGCAGAAUGACUAUCUGGAGGAACGAGUGGUACAAAUCACAGAAGAGGUGGCCCAGCUGCACCAUGAGCUGAACCUGAAGGAUGAGCUGCUGCAGUUUUACACCAAUGCAGCUGAGGAGAGCGAGGAUGAAUCCAGCAGCUCCCCAACGGGAAAGAAAAGUAAAUUGGAAACAGCUUCAGGAGCAUUUGUGAGCGACACACUCCAAAGGAAACUCAAAGAUCUGGAAGAAGAGAACCUGUCGCUCCGCUCAGAGGCUAACCAUCUAAAGUCAGAGACUGAAACAUAUGAAGAAAAGGAGCAGCAGCUUGUUAAUGACUGUGUGAAAGAACUCAGGUUGUCCAGUCUCCAAAUCUCUGCAAUAGCGGAGGAAUUGGCUCGUAAGACUGAGGAUGCUUCCCGACAGCAGGAAGAGAUCACACACCUCCUCUCUCAGAUAGUAGAUCUGCAAAAGAAAGCCAAAUCUUAUGCGGUGGAGAAUGAGGAGCUUUCUCAACACCUAGUGGCAGCUAAAGAUGCCCAGAGGCAGCUUACAGCAGAGCUCCAGGAGUUGGAGGAGAAGUAUACAGAGUGCAUAGAGAUGCUGCAUGAAGCCCAGGAGGAGCUGAAGAACCUGAGGAACAGAAACUACCCAGCAGGAACCCCUCGACGUUGCCAUCCCCUGGGACUGUACCCCAUGGAUUCUCUGGCAGCUGAGAUUGAGGGAACAAUGAGGAAGGAGUUGAGUAUGGAUGACCCAGAGAGCGAGGAACAGAAAAGCCAUCGGAAGCGUGUGUUUGAGACGGUUAAGAACGUCAACCAGACAGUCCGUCAGCGUUCUCUGACUCCAACCAAUGCCAACAUCCCGGGCUCCAACCAGUCUCUGUCAGCUCGUACAUCGCCACAGUCCAGCGGUCUCUCCACACCUCACUCCAGCAUCUAUGGAGGCGACAUCAGCGGAGACAGUAUGGCCCUUGACAACCGAACACAGAGCAUCCUGAUGGAGACUGUGUCCAAUCAGGAUAGCACAGAAGGCCGAGAAAAGAAGGCCAGUGGAGCUGAGGACCUGCGGCUCGCCCUGCGCCGCCUGUCUCUGCGUCGACAAAACAACCUAAGCGAGAGGCGCUUCUUUGAAGAGGAGAGGGAUCGGAGACGAGGAGGACAUGGAGGUCUAUCUGUAGCCCUGGGCCAGGAGCAUGUGAUGACUCCCUCAGAAAGCAUCAUGUCUCUUGGGAACCUCCACAUUUGGGCCACACGAGGGCCCUACCUCCCUGACAAACUCCAGAUCGUCAAACCGCUUGAAGGCUCUGCCACUCUGCAUCACUGGCAGCAGUUAGCUCAGCCUCACCUCGGUGUGAUUCUGGACGCCAGGCCAGGAGUUGUGCCAAAGGGCUACAGACCCCUCGAACUAGAGCUGGAGCAGGUAUACCCAUGGGGAGGCUUUGAGGAGGAUGAAGCUGCAUACUACCCAGGUAAAUGCAUGGCCCACACCAGUUCUACCUACACCUUCACAACCUGUCGAAUCCUCCACCCAACUGAUGAGCUGACGCGAGUCACGCCAAGUCUAAACCCAGUCCCGGCAUCGUCCUCCUGUGUGAUGACAAGCACUCUGUUGGGUACUCCUGCUGCUACACCGUGCACGCCCCGCAGGCUCAGUCUCAGGCCAUCUGAAUCCUCAACCAACCUCAGAGAUGCAACACGCACCACCAGCACCUCCCUGGGGUUAGUGCGCCUUCUCCAGGAGAGAGGGAUCUCUGCAGCGAUGUAUCACCAGAGCCAGGGCCUGGAGUAUGGUCAGGGCAUUGGAGGAGUCUUAUUCAGCACUUCUAUCGCCCCUAACCGAGUGCCCAACCCCGACCCUCUGCGCCCCUCUACCCCUCCCAACUCGCCCACAGGACAGGGAGCUUCCGCUGUGCCAACCCCCGUGGGCUUCGACUUCAAGAGCCCUUCCUACGACAACUUCCUGGCCUCCAAACCGGCCCGCUCCAUUCUGAAAGAGGUGACGGGGAGAAUGAGGGGCAGGCAGAAAGCUAGGGACUGCGAAAGCCAGACGGACGUUAGUGUGACCGUCCACAACCUCAACCUGCUGGACAAGGUGAAGCGGCUAGGUGUGGCUGGAGCUCCAGGGGCCAGAGCAGUAAGUCCCAGCCCGAUCCUGGGGCCUCUGGGUGGGCUGCGCAGAUCCGGCUCCCCUUUUGGGCCCGAUGGAAUGAGGAGGAACCGGAGUUAUCCAGCCAUGGUUGGAGCUAGCAUGGCCAUGAAAGCCCCAGGGCCCCAGGAGUAGUCUGUACUGCUGCUGGCUAUUAGCCAUGUAGGAGCCAGGCAGGGCCAAGGACCGACUGUUGAGCAGUCACCUGGAGCCCAAACACUGACUGACACUGUUCAUACUGUACGACAACAACAUGGCACUACUGACCAGUUUCUAAUCACUACUGUGGUUCCACACAGACACUAUCCAUUCUUCAGUGCUUUAAGGUGGUGACUUAUGCUUGAAUUAAAAUCAAAGUAAGUUAACGGGUUGGUUCAUCCAAAACAUCUUCUGGUAUGUAGUCAUGCAGAUAGUUUUGGCUUUAUGUGCCCAUAUUAUGAGAUGUUGCUGAAAUGUCUCAUGUCUCAAUACAAUGAAGGUGAAAGGAAUUUCAUUUCAAAGCACUGAACAAUUACAUUUAAAAACGUGUCUUUCCAGAAAAUGUUCCUGUUACUCUGGAUAAUCCACAGAUUUACUUCCUACCAAUUAAAAGAAAACUUCAUCAACAUCAUUUUGGAAAAUGUGCUUUUUUGGCUUCUUUCUGGGAGUUAGAUGAGAGGAUUUAUAACACUCUCAUGUUUGGCGUUAAGUAUGAAGCUGGAACCAGGAAGUGAUUCACCUAGUUUAAAGACUAGAAAUAAGGAAGUUCAAAAAUACAUCAAACAGAAGUGUAAAAGUUACUAUUUGUGGUUUUAGAUAAAUUAAAUGGUAUCUGUAACUUGAUGAGCAACACUUUAUCGUCCGGGCUGUGUUCAGAAAUAGUUCCAACAACUCCCCCUGAACCCCAACGUUUGUCAUUUUUACUCUAUGUCUGUUUGUGUAUGUAUUAAACACAUGUUGUUAGUGAGCUUUGGAGGUGCUGGUAGGUAGAUUUUUUAAAUUUAAGAUGAAGGCAGGCUAGCGGUUUCCCUUGUUUCACUCUAAAUAUAUGCUAAGCUAAGCUAGUUGCCUUCUGGCUCUAGCUCCGUACUUAAUGCUAAGACAUAAUAGUAUAAAUCAUCGAAAACUCUCGAAAAGUAGGCAUAAUAGUGUACUUCCGAAAUUGUCACAUUAGUCCUUUUAAAAAGUCAGAAUGAAAACUUUUUACAGUUUGUUCUGUGGACUUUCCAGAGUAAGGGCAUGGGUACACAUUUGCAAAUUCUUUUUCAUGGUGACCUAGACCACCUAUUUGGCACAGACAUCCAUGUCCCCUUUAGGAUGAAUUGUAAUAUGUUUGGUGAUCAUCAGGUCUGAAUUUUAAUUUGUCCAAUACCAGUUACCUGCAAAACUAAAAAUAUUCUUUGGUUUUAGCACUAAUUAGCAAAUCAUAGCACGCUAAUACACUAAACUAAGAUGAUGAACAUGUACCAGCUUAACAAUCAGCAUCUUUAUUAUCAUUUUAAGCACGCUGCUUUUAGCAUUUAGCUCAAAGCACCACUCAGAGCCUCUAUAGACUUUUGUCUGGUUAUUUUUACACAGAUAUGUUAAAUCUGGGCACAUAAAACCAAUUUUAUGUAAUUUGAUCUUAUGUAAUUGGGUGAACUGACCCACUCAAAGCAGAAUAUCUUGAAAGAGAGCUACUGAGAUAUCUGUCUGCUCCCACUGCUGUCCACUCACAUCCCUGCUUUGGAGACUGACUCUGCUGGCUAGAUAUAGUACUCCCACUCUCGCCUUUUCUGAAACACAUCCACAAAAUCCCACACGGAUCCAGACAUACACCGGUGCACUCUGUUACAUCUGCCAUUGCACUAGUUGUACUACUACUAGCUGUAGCACUAAACCAUGCCUUUCUUAAUCUCUAUUAUUGGAUUAAGAUCCACCUUUUUAUAAAUGAUUAUACAAUUUACACCAAAUACAUGAAAAUAUGUCACCCUUGCUGUAGCGCUCUCUCCCCUCAGUCAUACGCCUACCUAAAUGAUUAUCUGUGAGUCUGAGAAGUCCCUUUGAACAAAUCACUGAAUAGAUUUUUUUGUCAGUAUUAAAGAUACCUUGGUUUAGUUUCCUAAUUGGCCAUUAGACAGGGAAGUUGAUGGUGCUUCCAUCGAUUGGACGAUCAAUAGGCUGAAGCCACAGCUCACAAAGAGUGAGAGAGGGAUAAGGGAAGUGAUUGUGGCUAAUCAGCCGUCAUGGUCAGAAGCUUUUGGAGAAAUGAAGCAAUAUAGUGCCUCGAACAUCUGUUUUUGAUGAUUUAUGUUCUUUAUGUGUUGGAUUGUGAAAGAGCUGCCACGGCCAUCAUUGCACUUGUGUUUAUUUAUUUUUUAAAAAUCCUUUGAAUUUGUGGUCAUAGAAAUGAUGUUGUCUCACAUGUGCUCACUGUAUAUACUGUUCAUUGUCACUAGAUUGUAAGUAAUGACACACUUAUAAAGGAAUUGUUAUGUGUAGUGCAUAACCAAGAACCACACAUCACUGUAAGUAUUGAGGUGAGCAUAUAAUGAGGGUUUUUUUCCAAAUAAAA
This is a messenger RNA of Morone saxatilis (striped sea-bass), 5172 nucleotides long. Its product is annotated as trafficking kinesin-binding protein 1-like. The record is from RefSeq and is a predicted model, not a curated record. The transcript has 18 exons. Gene Ontology annotation, biological process: anterograde axonal transport of mitochondrion; neurogenesis; endosome to lysosome transport. Gene Ontology annotation, molecular function: GABA receptor binding. Bases 393 to 2774 code for a protein of 793 amino acids. Gene Ontology annotation, cellular component: dendrite. Lineage: Eukaryota; Metazoa; Chordata; Actinopteri; Moronidae.